Molecule: messenger RNA, 1224 nt
Organism: Botrytis deweyae
Lineage: Eukaryota; Fungi; Ascomycota; Leotiomycetes; Helotiales; Sclerotiniaceae
Exons: 4
Coding region: 1-1224 (407 amino acids)
Biological process (GO): regulation of DNA-templated transcription
Molecular function (GO): zinc ion binding; DNA-binding transcription factor activity, RNA polymerase II-specific
Source: RefSeq, a predicted model, not a curated record
AUGUCUCCCCAACAAGAUAACAUUCAACAGUUGUCGGCGAAUACCGGUGUGUUUCACUCCGAGCGCCUCCUCGAUUUCUCUGAAGAAAGUAUCAAUAUUGGCGUUCAAAAAUCACAGAAACAACUUGCAUGCGCAAAAUGUCAUACUCAAAAGCUACGAUGUGUUCGAAAGUCACCUGGUGAACAUGCCUGUGAUCGUUGCCUGGCUACCAACAUCGAGUGCGUUGCCAGACAGCUACAGCGCAUGGGCAGACCAGCAGACCACUGUCGUCGUAAGAAUCAUAAUGCCAGCGCCAGCAUAAAUGGUGCUCGGUACAAAAACAAAUCUCGAUAUGGUGGUACAAGUCGUAUAAUUGGUAAUACGACAAGUUCCGGGAGUGGAUCGAGCCAUUUGCCCACGGCGGAUAGUGAUUGCGGGGUUAUAGCGUGGUCUCCGUCGGCUGACGGAGACUCCACAUCUAGCUGUAGGCGUGCCGGCGCUGGUAUUGAAUUUGCUAACCUAUCUCCGAAUAAGAUUGACGUUGCCAUGUGCCCGCCUGUGGACGUAUCUGUGGAGAAAAAUGAAAACUAUAACGAUUUGCCGGCAAGCUUAUUUGCUCAUGGUGUUGAUGCGAAUACCAUCGGAGCAAGCACAGAGCCAGAUAGCAUCACAGAUUUACAGCCACAAUUUGACGAUACGCCCAUUGAUCCAGUCGAGCAACUCACCAAGCUACACCUCGAAUUAUAUCGCUGUCUCACCUCUGUCAAAGCCCAAUUAUUCCAAACCACAGAACGAUUCAUCGAUGCCUUAACAAGCUAUGUGGGCGAUAACCUACCUCCAAGCAAUGCUAAAACUGUAUCAGCUGCCCUCAUCAGCAGUUCAGAUACCCAGGUGCUGACGACCACCGACGAAGCCGACACAGCCACAGGUCUCAUGAUCGUAAGCUGCUACAUGCGUCUCCUCCAAAUCUUCGACGUCGUCGUCUUCAUCAUUGAAACCCAUCGCGAUUUUCAAUGUCCAGGAAGUUAUGUUGAAAUACGCUUUGGGUCUUUCGCAGCUAAAAGUGAUCGCAUGCUCUCGGCCCGCUUGCUCGGUCAAUAUGUACUGCAUCUUCUGUGUGGAAUUUCUGAGGCGGUUGGCAAAGCUAUCGCCUCGCGCCAGCCGUAUGCUCGUGCGAUUGUCGAUGCGCGGAGAGUGGAGGCUAAGUUAAAAGAGCGCAUUGCGAUUACAUUCCACGAUUCUUGA